AUGCAAGCUCAACAAUCCUCCUCAUCAUUAAUCAUCCAAUACACAAUGUCUAAAAUUGAAAAAAGCUUCUUGGAAAUAGGGUGUCAAAUAGAAGUAAUUUUCAUUUUCUAUUAUUUUCUAGUCUUCUUUUGCUGAGAUUGAUGAAUUUAUUGACUCUAUUUUUCUUAUUCCCUUUAAAUACGUGACUCACAAAAUUGAAUCUAAACUUAAAUUACCUUAAUUUCCUGAAUUUUCAAUCUCAGAAUUUGAUUCUACAUAACAAAUUCUUGAGAGUUUGAAUCCUUUGGCUAAUAAGAUAAUCAAAAAUAAAAUCGAAAUUAAAGAGUAAAAGGUACUUAAAUUAACUUUAAAUAGAAAAUAAUUGAGGAAGAGGAGGAAUCUAAUAAAGAAAAAAAUAUUUUAAAUAAGGAGAUUGAUUCUUAAUAUCAGUAAAUUAAAUAAUCUAAUAGUAUUGAGAAUGAAGUAAAAUGUAUUAAGUUAUUAUAUAGAAAUAAAAGGAAGUGAUUUAAGUUGAGAAUAAAUAGAAUUAAUUAGAAUAAUAAUUGAUGAUGUAUGAAUAAGUUCAAUUUUAAUUAAUUGAUGAUUCAAAUUAAUAGAUUUCAAAAUGUUACGCAAUGGUAUUCAAUAAAGAUGGAUCAAUUAUGAUUACAGCUAAUUCUAAUAUAAUUGAAAUUUCGAAUUUUGAAUAAGGAAGAUUUCAAUUAUCUAAUUCUUAUAAUGAACAUACUAGUGCUAUUUAUUGUUUGGUGUAUAGCAAAAAGACAAAUAACUUUAUUUCUGGUUGUGAUGAUCAUAAAAUUAUCUGUUGGCAAUAAAUUAAUGAAAAUGAGUGGAAAUGCUCAUAACCAUUUGAAUAACAUAAAAAUAGUGUUAAUUGUUUAAUAUUAAAUAAAUAGGAGGAUCAACUUAUUUCAGGAGGGGGUGAUAAUAAAAUAAUAGUAUGGUAAGUAGAUUUUAUGAAGAUUCAUCUGACUUAUCUGUAUUCUCUAGAUAAUCAUAGUAAUAGUGUUGAAUCACUCAGUUUUAAUUAAUCUGAAACUUUAUUGGCAUCAUGUGGUUAUCAUGAAUUUAUAAUAUGGGAGUAAGGAUUAUAAGGAAAAUGGUAAUUAAAAUAUAAAUAAGAUGUUUAAUAUGAUGGAUAUAAAAUACAUUUCAUAAAUGAUUAAUAAUUUAUUUGGGUAACAUUAGAUGAGUAAAUAAAUGAUAUUUUAGUAUUUGAAUUAUAGAAUGGAAUCUUUAAAUAGAAUUUAAAUAAAACUAUCACUUUUAUUAACAAUGAUCAAUGUGAUGAUGACAUAUUAUUUCCAAUUAUACAUAAUAAAGAUAGAAAUGUGAUAUUGAUAAGACACAAAUAUCAUAUCUAUUUAAUUAGACAAUUAAACGAUGGCACAUUUAAAAUUCUUGCAUAAUUAAAUUGUUAAACUCAUGAAUCUUAUGGAACAAUGACCAAUAAUGCAUAAUAUUUAGUAUUUUGGGAUAAUAAAUACGAAAAAUACUCAUCAUAUGAGAUAUUAUAUAAAUGA
Paramecium pentaurelia is the source of this 1523-nucleotide messenger RNA. The record is from the annotation of a GenBank genome assembly. Lineage: Eukaryota; Ciliophora; Oligohymenophorea; Peniculida; Parameciidae.